Molecule: messenger RNA, 4154 nt
Organism: Cyclopterus lumpus (lumpfish)
Lineage: Eukaryota; Metazoa; Chordata; Actinopteri; Perciformes; Cyclopteridae
Gene: frmd6
Product: FERM domain containing 6
Exons: 15
Coding region: 536-2413 (625 amino acids)
Biological process (GO): positive regulation of hippo signaling
Cellular component (GO): cytoplasmic side of apical plasma membrane; cytoskeleton
Source: RefSeq, a predicted model, not a curated record
UUAGAGCUCCAGCGGGGACAGAAUGUGGCUCCAGUCGAAGGCGGAAAGAAGGGCGACACUUAUCCCGAAGUUGUUGAGGUCUUUCCAAUCUGUGGAUUUCCGUUCCUUCUGGUUUUUUGGUUGUUUUUUUUCUCCCUCUGUAAGAACGCCAAAGUAACCCGUUCGGAUUAACACUUAAAAAGAGAGAGGAAAAAAAAAGAAAAGGAAUAGUUUGUUUUCUCAUUUAAAAAAAAGAAAGCUCAGCUGAAUCCUUAGCCCGGGGGCUGGCUUUCUCUCUGAUGCUGAAUCUACGCCGUGAAUACAGAAACUGUCGGACGCAGCACCUGAGCUGAAAGUAAAAGCAUCCGUGGUGCCACAUAUAGCUCGGGUCCCCCAUGCUCCGCCCCGUGAGUGCUGCCGAGCCCGUCGGUGCUGGUGCGUCCGUACUGGGCUGCAGCUGAAGCCGGGACGGGGCGGUGGUGCUGGUGGUCAUCAGAGGGCCCGGAGCCCCCCCGAUAGCAGGCGGAGGGGCCUGUCCUGUCCGAGCCACACGAAGAUGAACAGACUGACCUUCCACAACAACAAAACCAUGCAGGACCGCCGCUGUGUCUGUGUCUUUCUGCCCAACGACGACACGCUCAACGUCAUCGUCAACGUGAAGACCUUGUGCCAGGAACUGUUGGUCCAGGUGUGUGACCUCCUGAGGCUGAAGGACUGUCACCUGUUUGGACUCAGCGUUAUUCAGAAUAACGAACACAUCUAUAUGGAGCUGGAUCAGAAGCUCUCCAAAUACUGCCCCAAAGAAUGGAAGAGAGAAGCCAGCAAGGGCAUCGACCAGUUUGGGCCUCCGAUGAUCAUUCACUUCCGAGCUCAGUACUACGUUGAGAACGGGAGAUUAAUCAGUGACCGGGCGGCGAGGUACUAUUACUACUGGCACCUGAGGAAACAGGUGCUGCUCUCGCAGUGCAUCCAGAGGGAGGAGGCCUACUUCCUCCUGGCGGCCUUCGCGCUGCAGGCGGACCUCGGCAACUUCAAACGCAACAAGCACUUCGGGAAGUACUUUGAACCAGAAGCCUACUUCCCUCCGUGGGUGAUAGCCAAGCGCGGCCGCGAGUACAUCCUGAGGCACAUCCCCAACAUGCACAAAGACCAGUUUGCUCUCACGGCGUCGGAGGCGCACCUGAAGUACAUCAAGGAAUGCGCCCACCUCGACGACGUCCCCGUCCACUACUACCGGCUCUACAAGGACAAGAAGGAAGUCGAGGCGUCGCUGACAUUGGGACUGACUUUACGCGGUAUCCAAAUAUUUCAGAACGUCGGUUCUGUGAGGCAACUCCUGUACGACUUCCCCUGGACCAACGUGGGAAAACUGGUGUUUGUGGGGAAGAAGUUUGAGAUCCUCCCCGACGGCCUGCCCUCGGCCCGUAAACUCAUCUACUACACCGGCUGCCCGCUGCGCUCCCGCCACCUCCUGCAGCUGCUCAGCAACAGCCACCGGCUCUACAUGAACCUGCAGCCCGUCCUCAAGCAGGUCCGCCGCUUAGAGGAAAACGAAGACAAGAAGCAGUACAGGGAGUCGUACAUCAGCGAUGCGCUGGAGCUGGACAUGGACCAGCUGGACAAGCGGUCCCGAGCCAGCGGCAGCAGCGCGGGCAGCAUGUCCCACCACAAGCGCCUGUCCCGCCACUCCACGACCAGCCACGGCAGCUCUCACACCUCGGGCAUCGAGACGGACAGCUUCAGGGCCUCGGGCAAGGCGCCGCACCGGCCCCUGAGAACCUGCAGCUCGUCCACGACCAGCCACGGCAGCUCUCACACCUCCGGCAUCGAGAGCAGCGGCAAGGAGCGCAUACUGGACGAUGACGAGAUCGAGAUGCUUGUGGACGACCCCAAAGACUACGAGGAGCUCCACGAGAUGGUUCUGGACCAGGAGCUGUGCAUCCACAUCACCGAGGACAUGUUGACCAUGUCGCCCGAUCCCACCAACGGGUACUCAGGACUGAUCGUAAAAGACGUCAGCUCCUCCACUUCCAGCUCCUCUGAGACGGUCGUGAAGAUGAGAGGACAGAGCAUCGAGUCGCUGCCGCAGCUGCAGACGUCUGUGUGCAAGAAGCCUCAGCCUUCGACCGACCGACACAGCCAGUCUCUGGACGACGUCCGGCUCUACCAGAAGGACUGCCUGCAGUGGGCGGAGCUCUGCCAGGACACGGCCCACAGCUACACGUUCGGCUGCGCCCAGGAGCAGAGCGACGGCGGCGGUGGCAGCGGUGGCGGUGGCGGCGGUGGCGGUGGCGACGGCGGCGGCGGCUAUCAGGGCCUCGCCGAUCAGCGCGCCGGCAUGCUCGGCGAGCAGCACCCGUUUCCCAUCAAGAGAACCAACAAGUACUUCUCCCUGGAUCUGACCAGCGAAGAGGUCCCGGAGUUCGUGGUGUGAAGGCAAGAAGAAAAAGCAGACGCGGUGACCUUUUUCUGCCCCGACGUAGAGAUGCUUCAGCCCCCAGGGAACCAGCCGAGAGAGGAGCGACGGAGAAGAGGUGGUUUCCAGUAAGCCGGCGACGAGUCGGCCGACCCCUUCACUUCGCCACCUCGGACGAAUUAACACACACUAAACGAACAAGCACGGAGCACUCUGGCUGAAAGGGGAACUUAAAGAACGGACACUUGGUUCAGAGACAUCUUCACACCGUGGACCUGAGCGGCUCCGCUGUGUGGAAAGGAAAAACAAAAGGGAUCGUGUCAUCUUUCUAAAACGACAUUUUUAUUCAAACCUGCCUCCGAAACUCCAAAACUGGUUUUCCGGGGACCGACGCGUCGCGCCUGCCCGCUUCGAGAAGCCAUGGACGGACUGUGUGUGUGUGUGUGUGUGUGUGUGUGUGUGCGUGUGUGUGUGCGUGUGUGCACGUGGGCUCACAGCGGACGACGGAGGCUUCGAGCGGCCCAUCAAAGAUCUUCUCUGGAGGACAGAAACCUCUAUGAGCUACGAACCAAAGACAAGAAGUGGAAAUAAACAUUGUCCGACUUUUCCUCGGCGUGUAGCCAUGACGACAAACAUUGCAAAGUCCCGCUGGGAGGGAGGGAGGACCCAUAAUCCUUAAGAGAGGAAGCAGCCUUGGUUACUUCUUUCACUUCAUUUGACCUCAGCAGGAAGUGCAGUGUGCCAACCCCCCCCCCCCCCUGCUCGGACUGGACUCUUAAUCAUGGGAACAUCCCGAUGUGCCUUCAUCACUCUAUGCAGGUGUCAAACCGUCGCCUUGACAAUCACGCGUUCCUCAUCAACCUUCGUCGUUAUUAUUAAAAGAUUACAAACAUUGUCGCGCGCACAAAAACCUCGAAUGGGGGUUCUCCAGCGUCUUAAACGUUCCAACAGACUCGAUUCUUUCGAACCCUGUUUCAUGUCUCGUGAGUUUUCCCGGGAGGAAUGAGGUCGAGUAGGUUCCUACGUGUCCCGACUUGCGCGUCGAGUUCGCAGCCACGAAAGCUUCCUUUUGUAAUCUAAACUACAAAAUGGAGGCCCGCUCGGCUGCCGGGGGCCCCCGGAAAAAAGAAAACUUACAUUUUGAUGCGUACGAUGGCGUCUUCCUUUUUUCGGCCCGGUUGUCUUUUCACUCUUUUUUUUGUUUUUGUUUCAUGCAUUGUUAUUUUAAAAACUGGAAUUUGUGACAUUUGUAUUUUUAUUCCUCAUCCUCUCUUUCCAUGUUGUAUUUUUUGUAUGAACUGUCCAGACUUGUGUAUGUCGAACAGUUAAUCUGCGUGCGGUCGAUGUCAUUCAGUAUUACAAGCGGAUAUAUGUGACAGUAUUAAGGACGGGUGAUGUUUAUGGGAAUGAACCAGAAAUACUGGUUUUAUCUUUUGUUAAUCUCAAAAGAACUGGCGCCUGUUGUAGCUGACGGCUCUUAUUUCACAACAGGAGGUUGUUGCAGGUUAAAUAAACCAACACAUUGUACUCAUAAAUCACGCAGCUCGGAUUCAAAGUGCCACAGUUACCGCUUGGUCUGAUUUAUAUAUGAAUAAUAUUGUGAUUUUGUUUAAAAAGAUACAACCAUGAUAUUGAAAACAUUGCACCGUGAGCUUCAUCGUGACCACAGGAUUACAGUUUGGUUCAGAGGUUAUUCCUCCACAUGAUUACGGUUUUAUAAACAACUUUUCUCAGUUGGUUAAAAUGAUCCUUUAAGUUA